Messenger RNA from Paramacrobiotus metropolitanus, 3110 nucleotides. RefSeq lists its product as uncharacterized. The record is from RefSeq and is a predicted model, not a curated record. Lineage: Eukaryota; Metazoa; Tardigrada; Eutardigrada; Parachela; Macrobiotidae. The coding region runs from base 400 to 3108 and encodes 902 amino acids. The transcript is spliced from 14 exons.
UGAAAGUCUUUGAACUAGUCGUAUGACAUUUAGUAUGAACUAAUGUCAUUUGAAAACUGUUAACGAAAUGUCUGCGCUUGCCGCAUAAUACUUUUAUUUCAGUUUUUUUCUUUCCUUUGCAACUAAAAAAUUGCGCCUAUUGGCUGCUGCAGCUUUUUGCCAUUCACCAAGUACAGUUUAUGGAACUGGAACACACGGGAAUACUACUCUGUACUUUUGUCCUUGGCCCUGAAGGCUGCCGCUCUACCGUACUUUCAGUUUCCGCACCGUUCAAGCAAGAUACGUUUAUGGGAUCCAUAACGUUCCGUGUUGUCCAGUCUCAACACGUUUGAAAAAGUAAAUGGUGUCGUGAUAACCGGCAGAAUUCCCACUGCGACCAGAGCACCAGCAACUCUGUCCAUGUGCAUCAAAGGCUGCUCGGCUAAGGUGUCCUGCAAAAGCGUCACCUUUUUUGUUUCUAAUUUGACAUGCAUGGAAUUUGACAUUCAGACGGAUGACGGAAAAGUUAUGUUAUUACCCAACGCUUACUCUAUCAACAAAAUCAGCAUGGGCACAUCGAACAUCUUUCCCGCUUGCUCAAACCGGUUGUGGGCCAUCGAACGAUAUGUGCACAAGACUAUACCAACUGAGACAGUAACGCAGGAUAACAACCUCAUAAAAAAGGAUGGCGUUUCCGGUCGUUUGCGUUGUACGGAAUUGUGCCUACAGGAAACUUCGUUCUUGUGCCGAGCCUUCCAAUACAACUAUUCCAAUAAACAAUGCCUUUUGUUGUCUGGUGGUCGAAGAGUGGAGAAACAACGUUAUUUGCUACCUGAUGCAAAUGCUGAUUACGUAGAAAACUUGUGUCUUUCAGCUCCACAGCGCUGUCCUUCUGCCACAUCGUUUGAACGCUAUAGUGAUGUUGUCUUUCCGCCUUUUUAUUUCGACAAAACAUUGACUGCGGCCUCCGCUCAGAUAUGUGGACAGUUGUGUUUAUCGGAAGCGGAAUUUUUAUGUCGCUCUUUCCUGUAUGAUCCUUCUCAUCAACAGUGCGCUUUGAGCCAUAGCGACCGGUUAUCAUUAGACAACGGAAUUAUGAAUACAUUGCCUCGGAUAUAUGCUACGGUACUCGGGCGACCUUUGACGGAUUUCUAUGAAGUUACUUGCAUUUCAGACGCGGGAUGCUCUGGAUUUGCGGCCUUCUCGCGUUACAGCAGUUUUGAACUGUUGCCAAAAAAUUCUGGCAUAGUAACUGCAUCCUCUUUAAAGCAGUGCGAAGAUUAUUGUUUAUUAAGUGAAACUUUACCGUGUAAGUUUUUGGAAUAUCAUGCCGACAACAAAUCGUGCGCCAUCAGCUCUGUCCGCAAGCAGAGCGCCACACCGCGCACUUCCGUUGGCGAAGGGGAUUUUCUGGAAAAUACAUGCACUAAAGAUACCUCUGUGGUGAAAAACGUACCACAGACUACCACCGCUGGUACGAGUACGUCCAUCACAUCGAGUUCCGUUACCAUUGGCAGUUAUGCCGCAACAACAGCAUCGCGUAUAACUGCCGUUCCCACUUCUUUUUUACCGACGACCGCACCCUCUACUCAAAUCAGUCGACAAAAUUCAUCGCAAGGCAUCGCAACCACUGUAGCAAUUUCCACCACGCUUAAUAGUACUAAUGCCGCAACCAAUGCGAGUCUCCUGGCUUCGUCGGCGAGCUUGGUUUCUUCUACUGCAACGCCCACCAGCGUUGAGUCCACCGCGAAAUUCGGCGAUGUGGUUCUAGUGACCCCAUCUGCUCCCCUGGGUAAUCUGGUGACAACGAAUUUUGCGGAAGCGUCUCCACAAAUUGGAGUGGCAUGCCGAUUCAGCACAACCAACGGAAAAAUCGCCAAUGAAUUCAUUAACAAAACCAUGGAAAAUACUGCAUUCAAUCAAUGUCAGAUUUACUGCGAAUCCCAUUCCGACUGUCUGUCCUUCAGUCACAGUGAGGCAUCACAGACCUGCUUGGUUAGCUCGUCCAGUUAUGCCGCUCAGCGAGGCAUGCUGGAAUUUAUCGCAAAUUCCGAUUUUCAGUUUUACGAAAAAGGAACCGCCUGUACAGAUAUUCGCUUUGAGUGCACGGAUAGCGACAUCAUUAUAAAGGUCAACUUGGACAAGCCAUUUCGCGGACGCAUUUUUGUGGAUGGUGUAUCGGGUACCACGCAGUGCAGCAGUCGCUUUCCAAACCAGAAAAGCUUCACCUGGGCGCUUCCCUUAUCCGCUCAGCCUUGUAGUACGGUGUACGAAGGGGAUGGACUUUUCUCCAAUCUGAUAACACUGCAGUACCACGAUCAGCUGGUGACAAAAAAUGACCGGAAGUACCGGAUUAACUGCAAAUACGAUAUCGGCGUUAUAAAUGUCACCUCCGAUACAUUGACAGUGUCAUCGACCGAACUGACCAGUAUGGUCACCGCCAGCCCGGUGCCACCCACUCUCAACAUCGCCAUAACCGACCUCCAAGGGAAUGCGGUGGAAACGGCAACCGUUGGAGACACACUGCUGAUGACCAUUUACGUGCCGGAUAAUAGUACUUACGGGAUUGGAGUUAAGAAUUGCUAUGCGGCUGGGGAAAACCCGAACGAGAGAAUGCAGCUGACAGAUGAUACUGGAUGUCCAGUCUUACCGGAAUACUUUCGUCCGUUUGUUCUUAAGGGAAAAAGCCUGCAAGCCGACUUCGACGCUUUUAGAUUCCAAAAUUCGUUUGAUAUAACAUAUCAGUGCACCGUGCAAUAUUGUGUGGACGUUUGCCCUCAGCCAACAUGUAACGGAUCCGCAAGUAAUGUGACAGGCAUGCAAAUAAAAGCGGCAAAGCGUGCAAAGCGGUUAGCGUCCACUUGGGAAGAUGAAAUAUAUAUUGGAACAUUCAAUAUUCGCAAAAUUUUAAAGGUUCAAGAUAUGCCUGUUCGCGCAGAGUUUUCUGUAGAAGACGGAAAGACUACCGCCAAUGUUUGCAUGGCAACAUCUAUAGGCAUUGUUUUAAUUAUAAUCGCCUGCGUUUUACUGGUGUUUGAUGCGAUAAUAUUAGUUGUGGUGGUGUACCUAAAACGAAAAUGUGCGCGUUCGAAGAAUUCUUCAAUAGUAAUCUCUCCUGAUAAUUCUUGAUU